Molecule: messenger RNA, 5511 nt
Organism: Drechmeria coniospora
Lineage: Eukaryota; Fungi; Ascomycota; Sordariomycetes; Hypocreales; Ophiocordycipitaceae
Product: ankyrin repeat containing protein
Exons: 2
Coding region: 1-5511 (1836 amino acids)
Molecular function (GO): protein binding
Source: RefSeq, a predicted model, not a curated record
AUGUCGACCAUGACCGCCCUCGACCGUGAGCGCCGCAUCACGGAGCUUGCUCAAGAAUGGGGCCUCGUCCUCCCGCUGACUCUGACCCCGCUCUCGCGGCAGCCCCUGGCGUCCUCCUUUCGCGGCCCGGCCGAUGACGCCACCGCCGAGGAGCUCAUGCAACAGCGUGCCGCCGACCUCGCCCUGUUCCGUCCCAAGAGCGGCCUCCGGCAGGCCUUUUCUUCCUCCAAGAGCAUCAAGAAGGGAAAGAACUGGGACCCUCGCGAGGUGCUCGACGUCCUGAGCGGCUGGAUCGCCAACGCCGGAUCCCCUGGCGUCGCCGAGGCCCUCAUAGACAUGCUCGUCGCCGCCGGCGUCGACCUCGCCGGGAACCCGAAGCGAAAGAGCAGCAUGCUCGGAAGGCGACGGAGCGUCGAGGGCUUGGACGAUAGGACCAGGCUCCUGAAGCUCGCCGUCGAUGGAAACCAGCGUGACAUGGUGCAGGUUUUGCUGUCUCACGCAGAUUCCGCUUCCAUCAACGCCUGCCUGCCCGCUGCCAUUCGUCAAGCCAACACGCCCCUCGUCGACCUGCUUCUCAGGCAUGGGGCCAGCGUGGCGCAGACGCCGGGCGGACAGGAUGCCUUUCGACGCGCUUGUGCUAUCCUCGAACACUCCCGUAUGGUGGCCCUCAUCCUACGCUCCGAAGGGCAUCCGCCGCCGUCGCUGGCGUCCCUCUCCAUGUGCGACGCCACGAGGGCCGGCUGCCUCGAGACGGUGAUGCAUCUCAGUCGCUCCUCGGCCGAUGGAAACCACAACAAUGCCGAAGCGCUCAAGUCUGCCGUCACCUUGGGAAGGAGAGACAUGGCCCUGGCCAUCGUCAUGGGGCAUCAACCACCGCAACGCCCUGGUCUCGAUGAGGCCUUUCAGAUUCUCUACGACCAUUCCUCCCUCAGCCAGACCUUGAAGGUAGAGAUGGCCGAGGUUCUAUUGUGCGCCGGCGCCGGCGGCGUCGUUCUUGCCCGAACCCUUGAGCGCUCGUGCGAGUCCCAGUUUCUGGAAAUGGCAAACCUGCUCGCCACGUAUGGCGCCUCCGUCGAGUACAACGAUGCGACGACGCUGAAGACGGCCAUUGCCCGUGGCGAGCUGGGCCUUGUCCGCUCCUUGCUCACCGACGGCACUCGCCUCAAUCCUGCUCUGGCUUCGAGCUGUGUGCCGCUGAUCCCGAAGCAGGCCCCCUUUGACGAACGCUUCGCCGUCCUCCAACUGCUGCUUCGAAAAGGCGCCAACGGCCUCGCUCUCGACGACAUGCUCAUCGACACCGCCGAGGCCGCCGACAUGAACUCGAUGCAACUGUUGCUCUUCCCCCACGUCCCGACCCCGGAUGCCCCUGCCGACAUGCCACCCCAUCCCUCGCAGAUGCACGAAGUUGCUUCCGUGGAUCACAACGCCGGAGAGGCCCUCCGAACGGCCGUCCUGCGGGCGGACACUCACAUGACGCAAAUGAUUCUUGCCAGAAAACCGUCACCGGAAACGAUAUCCCUCGUGUUUCCUUUUACGAAGAAACUCCCCGCCGACGCUCGCUAUCAAAUCGUCCACCUGUUUCUCCAGAGUUCCCUAUCCGGGCCAUGUCUCCACGCGGCGCUGCAAGAUGUCAUCGGCGAGGACGCCUUGCAAAGAGACAACUCGCUCAUCAAGCUUCUUCUCGAGUACGAUGCGGAUGUUAACUUCGACCACGGCUCAGCGAUGGCAGCCCUCGUCAGGCAGAGCGACACGGAGCUUCUCGCCCUCUUGCUUCAAAAAGCGUCACCGCAGACAGCCGCCGCUCGUUUGCAGGACGUGAUGCUAGUCGAGGACCACCAAGUCCGUUUUGACAUGACAACCAUGCUCCUCGGCGCCGGCGCAGCCAUUGGUGUGACGGAGGUUGCUGCCGCCUUGCUUGAAGCCCUGGCAGAGGAGCCAGUCGAUAAAGCUCUCCUGAGUUUGCUGCUGCAGCAGGGAGGUGUCGACAUUAACCUUUUCGAAGCCGCCAUUGUCAAGCAAGCUGUCAUGAACCCAGACCCCGAGAUUAUCGCCUUGAUCUUUGGACACGGAACGCCAUCUCCUGCCUCCAUCUCCUCUGCCUUGAACGAGUUCGUACCGCUUCCAUCUACGGAAGCCAAGGCGCGGAAGCUCAAAACGAUCAUGGAAAAGACGGAACGCGCAGAAGACCUCAGCUGGGUCCUAGUGCACGAGGUUCAUUCCCUGUCCAAGACGAAGGAUGAGCCAGUCUCGUUAUCAACCCUCGACCUGCUCCUCGCCUCUGGGGCGGAUCCGAAUGCAUUCAAUGCCGCCCCGUUGUGUCACGCUGUCAUGACGGCCAAUACGCAAGCCGUUGACAUGCUCAUAAGUUGCCGUCACCCUCCCAGCCCAACCGCUCUGGGUUCUUCACUGCUGCAUGCUCUGCGAAUACCAGACCCUACGGAGCGCCUGAACCUGACGAGGAAACUUGUCGAGGCCGGCGCAGACCCGAUCGAGUCCAACAGAGCAUUGACGCAUGUCAUAUCUAAAUAUCCCGACGACCUGUCCCUGCUUCAAGUUCUGGCUGCUUCAGCCGACACCUCCGACGGGGAGGCUUUUUCCCUCUCCGUCUCGAAGGAGUCGCUCGAGAUUCUAGACUCCCUCCUGUCGCAGUCGCGGAGCUCAACCGAGGUUCGCAGCACCGCACUGAGAAAGGCCAUGGAAGUGAAGAGCCGUUCCUCACGAGCCAGCAUGUGCCAGAGUCUUCUCACUGCUGGUGUAUCGAGUGACGUUGCUUCGUCCGCUCUUCUCAUCGCAGCGCGAGAUGGCGACGUCGAACUUGGCGACCUGCUCGUUGGUCAUGGCGCGAACAUCUCCAGUAACAACGGCCGCGCAAUUAUCGAGGCUUGUCGUGGCGGGUCACCCGAAGUUCUUGGUGUGCUACUCAAGGCGGACCCUGCCAUAAACAGAGACCUCCUGGAAGCCGGCUUUCAGGCUGCGACUGAAGUAGGCGAUCUGUCGAAGCGAGCGGCCAUAUUUGAGCAACUGCUUCAUCGGGGAGUUCGGGGCGAGCUAGUCGACGCUCAGCUGGAGACGGCAACGAAUUAUGGUGAUGACGGACAACCGGUCUUACGAGUUCUCCUCAGCUCAGGAGCGGAUCCAAACUAUAACAACGGCGAAUCUGUCGUUACUGCGACAAGGCAUAUGCUUCUCGAAAUCCUUGAACUGCUCUUGGGCUUGUGGGCGGAGGGUGGCAGCCAGAAGAAGAUAUCGCAGUCGACGCUUGCACGAGCCCUCAAAGCCGCUUGGUGUUUGGAACGCGACAAUAGAUUUGUCGUCAUCAGCAGCCUUUUUAAGGCCGGCCUGCCUGGGGCCGAAUAUUUGCACAUGGCGCUGAAUGAUGCUGUGAACGAGGAUGACCUGGAGGAACAUCUCGUCCAGCUGCUGCUUGACAAUGGAGCAUCACCUACCGCCAACGGAUGCAAGACGCUCAUCGAUGCUGCAAAGCAUUCGGCCUCAAAAUCGCUCUCCUUGCUGCUGCAGAAGCAGAUGCCGGAACAUGACAUCAACAAAGCAUUUGACCAGUCUUUUGUAGCCGACACUUUCAGCACCUGGUUCACCGAGGACGGCCUGGAAACGGCACAGAUACUUCUCGACAAAGGCGCUUGCGGUGAUUCCAUCAGCCUGGCGCUGGUGUUGGUCAUGAAAAACUCUACACCAGCCACGAGGCCGUUGGCCGAUGGGUUUUUCAACUUGCUCAUGACCCAUGGGCCUGAUGUGAACUACAACAAUGGCGAGCCGCUGCAGCAAGCGGCAUCGAAGGCGGAUGUGGCCUGGACAGCGAGGCUUCUUGAGCGAAAGCCCACGGCGGAAUCCCUUUCGCUGGCCUUUCGGCGCAUUUUCGACACCGAACUCACGCCGGACGGGGCGUUGGAGCUGUUCAAAAUGUUUGCCGACUACAACGUAGGCGGACUCGGAAUCGAUGCGUCGGACAGCCAGCAGGGUGCGGAGCCGGUUCUGAUGCGAGCAAUCAACCAAUACCCAAGAUCCUCUGAGAUUCUGACCACACUGCUCGAUGCGGGCUUCUAUUGUGAUCAAACCACCUCGUUUUGCGUACAUCCUGGCGUGGAGGAGGAGGAAGUCACGCUUCUCAGCUGGGCCAUCGGACAGCCCCAGAAACGAGUCAGCACAGCAGUCAUCGAUAUACUGCUCAAGCGUGGCGCCCACGUCAACGUGGAGUCAAAUGUGUCGCGAACGACCCCCUUGAUGCUGGCCGUGCAAACAAAACGACCAGAGGUUGUGAAGCUCUUGCUCCUUGAAGGAGCGGAUGUCGAUGCCAUGGACAUCCAAGGGCGAACUUCUCUUUCCAUGGCCACCCACAUCGGCGGCGAAGUUGCGGUUCAAAUGAUGUCCAACCUCUUGGCUGCGGAUCCUGCCAAGGACGAUGGUUCCCUGCAUAACGUCGCGAGGGACCUGAACCUCGCCGCCGUUAAAGUCCUCGUCCAGUCGGGCCACAGUCCUGAUUUUCCUAGCCAGCUUCACGGUGGGCGAAGUGCGCUCGGCGAAGUUUGUCUUCACGGAUCCGACAGGGGCGAGAUGAGCGCCGAAAGGGAGCGAGAGAUGCAAAGGAUUAUGACGUUCCUGAUCGACUCCAACUCGGAUCUGUCUGUCAAGAUUGCUGACAAGUCCGUGCUGCAUUUUUGUUUCGAUGCCGCGGACCCGGUUGUUACGACUCGAGCCCUUCUCAAAAGCGGCAUGUGGAAGUAUGUCAACAAGCCAUUUAACCACCUUCUCAAGGAUGGCUACAUGUAUUCGCCUACAAUGUACAUCGCAAAAGUUCUACCGCCCUCGGAUGUCAAUGAGGAGCUCCUGUCCAUCCUUCGCGCAAGUCGAGCAACUGACGUGUUUUACGCCGUCGACGGAGCCCAACCGGACGGCGCAGUCGGCCUGCCAGAGGACAUGGCUGUUCAGGAACGAGCACGCAAGGCUCGCUUGUCGCGAAUGUCGGAGGAUGCUGAAGAAUUCUCGAUUGCGAUGGCUCGUAAACGCGAGAUUGCCAACGUGGAGCAGCAAGUUUUUGCGCAAAAAGCCGAAGUGGAAGAUGUUCGCCGCCGCAGGCUUCACAGCGAAGAUUUGGGCGCCCUCCACGCCCGCGCUCAGCUCGAGGAAAACCUUUCUAGCGUGUCCCACCAGCGACGAAUGGCAGAGAAUCAUGCAAUGGUCGAGGCCGCUGCCAACCGGACGCGCGCCCUCGCUGCUACCGAGGUCGAAGUGGAGGAGAUUCGCCAGCACAAGGUCAUCGAGUGGGAGUCGAAGCUGAACGCUGAGCGAGUGAACGGUGCACGGGAACUGAGCUCGAUCCGUAUCAGUGAGCGUCAAGAGGUGGAACGAAUCGAAAGAGUCUCAGACGGGCGCAUUAAAAAUCGCCUCGAGAUUCAGCGCAAACUCGUUGACAGCCAGGAGAAGCUGGCCAAGAGGCUGGCCGAUGGGCCGGACCCGAGAAGGCAGAUUGGAUAUGUUACAGAGCUGAGUUGA